Molecule: messenger RNA, 822 nt
Organism: Porites lobata
Lineage: Eukaryota; Metazoa; Cnidaria; Anthozoa; Scleractinia; Poritidae
Source: the annotation of a GenBank genome assembly
AUGAAGCCUCUGACAGUUGCCCUCCUCGCAAUCUCGGUUAUCGUUCUGUUGUUACACGAUGUUGAUGCACGUGGAGGUGGUCGAGGAGGAUCUAGUCGUAGUAGUAGUCGUGGCGGAUGGAGCAGCGGGAGCAAAGGCAGCCGAGGAAGCAGCAGAACUAGCUCAAGUCGCCGUGGUGGUUCGUCUUUAAAGCUCAAAAUUACCAAAACUACGCCAAUAAAGCCGGUGAAGUUUUCUACUCCAGUGAUCAAGUCUCAAGCGAUACGUGGUUCACGAACCAUACUAUUCACCAGAAUCGCGGCUGGUUUUCUCGUAACGAGAUAUGUACUGGCAAAAGCUCCAGUGUACUGGAAAGGAUUUGCAGUCUAUGGAAGAUACAUAUCCAUUCCCGAAGAAAGAGCAGUGAGGCUGUCGUCCGAAAGAGUGAGUUUACUGGACUCGAAUGGACACUUAUGUCUGAGAAACGUCUCAACACCUCCAACCCUGAAAGACGGACUUGAAAAGAAUCUCUUGGAACUGAACACGACUGUGAUCUACAAGACAAACCCGGAGAAGGUAACAAUACUGUAUGGUGUUAACAACACACUGAUUUCACUGGAAGACAUCAAAGAAAAGGACUUCACAGUCACGACUCGUGCUCGAUACAAUGUCACUGUCGCGGAAAACGCAAGCUGCACCCAAGUGGAAAAACAAGUCAAUGGAACAAUGAUUCAGCUGUAUGAAUUCAACCCCAACAAAACUAACAUAGCCGGCGUCAGUUUUAAGUUGAUUGUUACUCUAAUCAUGCUGAUGGGAUUGCUUAAUGAGCAUUAUUCUUUAUAA